AUGGUGGACUCUCCGGGUGCGAUGAAGAAGACCUUCUCGGUGCCGGAGAUCAAACCGCUGGACCAGUACGACUUCAACCGGGCUAAGAUCUGCGCCAGCGUUCGUUGGCUGCUAUCCAAAUCGUAUGGCUCUGCAGAAAAUGUUCCUGUGGAGUUGCGGGAGCCGCUCUAUAAGGACCAAUAUGAACAAGAACACCUCAAGCCAUCCGUGUCCAAGCUGCUUCUCUCCCCGGAGAUCUACUGCAGAGUCCAGGCCCUGCUGGCUCAGGCUCAUGCUACCUCUCCUCCUGCUACACAGAGCGCUCCCGUUGACAACUCAGCCCUGCUGCAGUUUCUCAUCAAGAAGGGAGUCACUGCAAAAGUCCAGGAUGCAGAUGUGACAGAGGAGGACCUGAGCCAUGUCCCCAUCAAGACGAAAGCUCACCUGGCUCUCAUCGAGUCUCUGAUGACUCUGGCGGCUAAAGAAACGGUGGAUCAGGUGAAGAUGGCAGUGGAGGCGGAGCAGAUGGGUGUCGGGGCUCCAUGGGAGAACGCUCUGAUCUUCUGGGUCAACAGGCUGAACCAGAAGCUAAGAGAAAGCACAGAAGAAGAAGAGCCCCCCCGGUCCCAGUGCACCGACCUGCAGCCUGCUCAGGACUCGUGUCAGUCCACCCGCUGGUACUGGAAACUAGUCCCUCAUGCUAUCGCUUUUUGUUUGAAGGAGUCGGGGAAUAAGCCGCCUGUGAUCCGCUAUAGGAAGGACAAAGUGCAGUCGAAGCUGACUCCUACUUUCCCUCUGGUUUCUGCGGUCAAAGAUCUGUCUAAUGGCUGUGCUAUAGCUGCUGUGCUGCACUUCUACUGCCCCAGCCUGCUGCCUCUUGAGGAUGUGUGCCUGAAGGACACCAUGUCAGUGGCUGACAGUCUCUACAACCUGCAGCUCAUUAAAGAGUUUUGUGAGAGCAGUUUGCAGAGCUGCUGCCCCCUGGCUGUGGAAGAUCUGCUCUACGCGCCUCCUGUUCUGCAUCUGAACAUCAUGAGCUUCAUCGCUGAGCUGCUGGAGUGGUUUGAGGUGAAGAAGCCUGAUUUUGUCAAGCCCAUCCAGCCCAUUGAUCUCACAGACAUCUCAGGUUUUCUAGACUGCACCAGUCCUUUGAACGGGAACAGCAACAGUGGUUCUCCAUCCUUCAUCUUCAAACAACCCUUUGUGCCAAUCUCCUCCCCUGUGUCUCCAGAAAACAAAAGUUGGACAAAGAAACAAAUCAGUCGUCCUCUGUCAGCAGUGGCUUUCAGCAUCCCAUUUGGACUGGACAGUGAUGUUGACAUUGUCAUGGGAAACCCAAUAGAUUCUGUCUUUCGCUCCGUCAGCAAUGACAGCCUCACCACCGGCAUCCCUGCCAUGACUUCACCUCCUGAGGACUUCAGCCACCUGGUCAGCGCUUCAGUGCCAUCGCAGCAUUCAUCCUGGGGUCCUUACGCACACGCGGCACCACUGGGAGAGCUGCCAACCAUCGAGGAGGCACUCCAGGUGGUUCAUAGUCCGGGCAACAAAGAUCGAAAGAAGGGGAAGACAUCAGAGAAAGGUGGAAGAGGACUCCUGGGAGGAAGGCCAGAGGCAAGGUUACGUCCUGAAGGAGCUCCUGCUGGUUUCUUCCUUCACUCCCCAGAGGAGGAUAAUCCACAGCUAAGCAGCUCUGCCCCCUGUCGCUCUGGCAUCCUCUAUCGACCCGUUGGAGAAGUUGUUGAUUCAAAAAGGCAAGGAAGGGGAGAGAGGAGGGAGAGAUCUGGUCGCUCCUCAGAUAUGUCACGAGAUGACGACUCUGUUCUUCGAGACGGAAGCGUUGACUCCUCCGAAGCCUCAGAUGACACCCCGAGGAACGCCCCAGGUAAUAUUCGACCCAGUAGCAGCCGCCAAGGAAACCACAGCACCAACAACAGUCCACGUAUGACGAGCUUCGCUGAGCGACGGGACAGUAGACGGAGACAUCCAGCUGCCCCUGGAGAAGAGUCUACUUCAACCCCCACAACCCCAGGCACUCCUCAUACACCUUCCACCCCAGCAGGAGCACCAGGGCGCCAGGAGAGCCCAGGGCCAAGAGGUCCUGAGCCGGGCUCAGAGGCCUGGGAGUUGGGGGCUCGCCUGGAAGAGAAGCGAAAAAGUAUUGAAGCCCAAAAACGACGUAUAGAAGCCAUUUUUGCCAAGCAUAGACAGAGGCUUGGGAAAACUGCUUUCCUUCAGCUGAAAAGAGAGCAAGGAGAGGGAGGAGGCGAAGGAACGGAGGAGGAUAAUCUUACCCUUGAGGAGCGACUCACUCGGAUGGAGGAACAGCUGAAGCAAGAAGAGGAGAAGGAAGAGAAGGCAAAGAAAGACCAAGAGAAAGAAGGCGAGAAGGAGAAGCCAUCUGUGUCCAAUCCUCCUCGAUUAGAGAAGCAGGUCACAUUUUCUAUCGAUAGUAAGAAAGGAGCAGAGAAAGAAAAGGAAGCAGAGAAGGAGAAAGGUGAAGGUGUCAUAGUUGAGUACAAUGAAGUGGUGCAGAAAUUAAGUGAAGCUCUGCAGUCGCUACAGAAGGACAUGCAGAAACUUACAGAACAGCAACAGCAGCUCCUGAGCAACCAAAGACCAAGGAAUACUUCCAAAACCACUCCAAAAUCAACACCUAGAAGUAAUGCCAAAACUCCUCCACAUACCCCAACAAAGACACCACCAAGAACUCCAACAAAGACUCCUACGAAGAGUGCCACUAAAGCUUGGGUGAUCCCUGCUGGUCCUAAUACUCCUUCUGGUUCCUCACCAUCACGGCGUUCUCAUGCUAUCACCUCCCCUAAAACCUCAAUCAUCUCUUCUUCCUGCCCUACUCCUCGCACCAAGAUCCAUUCCUCUACCACUCCCCGUAGCCCCAAGCAUCACCCACGUUCCCAACACCAGCCUCACCCUCGACCCUCAGAACUCAAGUUCCCGCCACUCAACCGAGUCUUGACGCCAACCCAGAAUGUGGACACCAUUCCCCACUUGCGGCGUGUUUCCCCAAGCAAGUGUCAGGUUCAGACCUCCUCUUCCUUCCGUAUUGGUGGACCACGGACUCCACAAGAAUCUCCUCAGCCUAACCCUAAUCUUAACCCUAACCCCCCACCUGAGGAUAGCACCUCAGACACAGCCUCCAGUGAGACUCCAACCCAGUUCAGCCUGGAGCUGGAGCAGGAAGACAUGGAGGCUGUAGGAGGGCUGCCAGUGUUUCAACAACCAAGACAAGAUCGUCCAAGAGCUGCAGGUGGAAGCAGCUCUGAAGCUCUUUCCGAGUGCUCAUUUGAGAGCGACACUCUGUCACUUUCUGCUGCGUACAGCACAGGAGGAGAAGGUGCAAGGGGUGGAGAUGCAGGCAACCGCUGUAGCCUGAUUGAAGCAUCGCUGUCAUCUCCUGGAGGGCAAGAGGGAGGCAGUGAUGAACCAACUGAUGAAGGACAUGAGUUUUCCUCUGAUUCUAUGAGCGAUAACACUGAAUCCAAUGCGGAACCUGCUGGAAGACUAGCAGCUGAACCCUUAGAUCCCUUAGAGCAGCUGCAUCUGGCCAUGGGAACCAUCAGUGUGCCUGAACAACAAACCAAAUCAGAGAGAGAACAGACUGAAACUUUGGAGCCAAGAGAACAGAAUGAGGCGGGGCCUAAGGGAGGAAUUCAGUUCUUCUUUAAGGAGGAUGGCCACAGUGAGGGAGAGAUGGCCCAGCGUAGAGCAGUUCUGUUGGAGAAACAGCAGAAGAGAACCGAGGAGAUGAAGAGGAGGAGACAGUGGCAUGAGCUAGAGAGGCCGUCAUCCUCAGACAAAAGAAUGGCAUCUCCCUCCAGUACACCUCCUGCAGGCACAACCUCACCAUCACUCACCCCUCCUGCCACGCCAGCCCGUCGAGGUGACUUCACUAAAGGGGAGUACGCACGGCGGCAGCAACUCAGGAUCAUGGAGGACCUGGACAAAGUUCUUCAUCAGAAAUCAGCCACUCAAGGAAAAUCUUCCACCAAGAAAACCCGAUCAAGGCCUCGCAGCAUGACCAGGGAGGAGACGAAGCUGUCACUCAGUCCUGCUAAAGGAACAUCAGGCUCUAAGCUGACCAAAGUCUACUCUCACUCCUCCCUCAACCUGGCAGCAACAGAGGAGCCAGGAAAGCCAUCAGCUGAGACCACGAAGAAACCCCAAAGCCGUCCUGAUUCACCCUCAGGAUGUGUGACACCGAGCAGACUGGCCACUCAGAACGGAGAUAAGGACUGGGAGACUGGUUCCAAUGGAACAUCACCUGCCCCAGAAUACACAGGUCCAAAGCUCUUCAAAGAACCAAGCUUCAAGUCCAACAAAUUCAUCAUUCACAACGCUCUCUCCCGCUGCUGCCUGGCUGGAAAAGUCAACGAGACUCAGAAAACCAAGAUAGUUGAGGAAAUGGAGAAGAGUCCUGCCAACCACUUCCUCAUCCUCUUCCGUGACUCGAACUGCCAGUUCAGAGGCGUUUACACCAUGAACUCUGACUCCCAGGAGCUCGUACGUUUGGCCGGCGUAGGCCCACGGACAAUUAGCUCCGCCCAGGUUGAGUCCAUCUACAAAUACAGCUCAGACAGAAAGCAGUUCAGCGCCAUCCCCUCCAAAACCAUGGGCAUGAGUGUGGAUGCCUUCACCAUCCCCAGCCACCUUUGGCAGGGAGGAAGCGGAGGAGGAGGAGGAGGGAGCAGGAGAGCGAGCAUCACUAAGAAAGCAGUAGUUUCCAAAUGAAAGCAUCCAACAUGACCACGAUAGAGUAAAAAAAAAAACACUUUAUACUGUAAUUAUAGUGACAGCUUCUGUCAGACAUGACAAACAGUAGGAGGGAGGAUCAGGAAAGUAAGAAGAACUAAAGCAGACGUUUUUAUGUGAAACAGAACCAGAUCAUUAAGAAAACACUAUAGUUAUGAUGAAAACAGAACAGCGGUUAUGUGCACGCUGAAGUUUAACGUGUGCACAUAUACACCUUACCUCUCACCCGUGGAUUUUACUACAAAUAUAAAAAAAUUAAGAAUAUUUGUACCCCCUCUAAUGUGCAUGAAAAGGUUAACGGCACAGUUUUCUUUUCCAAACAAAGACACACUCAUACCCGGAGUGUGCAGAUGAAGGUUUUAUAAAUGUAAGGUUAAUGGCACAAGACGGAGUUACUUUUAAAAAGUCUCAAUAUGUAUACUUUCAUUCUUUAAAGUACAAACUCAAAAUGCCUUUUUCUUUUUAGAGAAAAUGCUAAGUUGAAGAACUCUUAAAAAGACACAUGAUUUCUGUCUGUUCCCACUCUGGUUCUGAGGACCGAGGGCCCCAAGUCAAGUCGUACGUUUUAUACUUUCACCCAAACAGAAGAGAAAAAGCCUUUUCAUGUUAUAGUAACUGCAGGACUUUAAACUUGCAUGGCAUUCAAGUUGAAUUCUGCCAACAACUUGCCGAUUGGUAGUCUUAAGCACAUUUGUUUUGCUAAAGAAAGAUAAAGAAGAAAAAAAAAAAACACGCCUUUCUCUGAGUGGAUCCAAAACAAGCGAGCAUGAAGAACCAUGAAGAUCAGGAAGCUGCUGUAAGAGGAGGGAUUUAGCAGUGAGUGACAUUUGGAGCCAACGUGCUCUUCCUUAAACGUCCAAAACCAAAACUAAAGUCAGCCAUAAGCUGUAAGAGCAUAGAGGUGAGCGUCUAAGGUCUGUGUCAGUGGUUUCCAGAGAGAUGAUCACCACAGCAUGAAUGGUUGUUUACUGUACCUGGUAUAAGCUUAUUUCUAAACACUGUCACAGUGGAGAGGUGAGGUUUAAUCAAACUACUAGGAAACGUGACUUUAUGUUUGAGCAUCAGAUGACAGCAGUCAUCAUUAGGCUUUCUGCAUAUGGAGGAUAAUGUGUGUCAUAAGAUUACAUUUAGUAUGUCUGAGUUUGUUGCACGAAAUUAGGAGUGGGGUUCAGUUUUAGUUCCAUAUUCAAGCUUGUAAACCAACCACUAAAUUCCCUACUGAGUCCCUUAUUGAAUCUUUUAUUUAUGGUCUUCUGUACACAUGCACUCCUGAAAAUUUAAAUGUUUUUGGUAUUAAUCAGGGUUCCUGCACAUCCUUAAAACCUCUUUAAAAUCCUACAUAUGAUAUUUUAAAUAAAAAGGUCUUACAGUGUCUCAAAAAAAAAGGGCUGUCAAAGGAUUACAUUUUCAAAUCA
Messenger RNA from Cheilinus undulatus (humphead wrasse), 6161 nucleotides. RefSeq names its product calmodulin-regulated spectrin-associated protein 3-like. NCBI's taxonomy places the organism in Eukaryota, Metazoa, Chordata, Actinopteri, Labriformes, Labridae. Bases 1 to 4725 code for a protein of 1574 amino acids. The transcript has 19 exons. Gene Ontology annotation, cellular component: microtubule minus-end. Gene Ontology annotation, biological process: negative regulation of microtubule depolymerization; cytoplasmic microtubule organization; neuron projection development. Gene Ontology annotation, molecular function: microtubule minus-end binding; calmodulin binding; spectrin binding. The record is from RefSeq and is a predicted model, not a curated record.